Argentina anserina (silverweed cinquefoil) is the source of this 1805-nucleotide messenger RNA. Its product is annotated as ubiquitin carboxyl-terminal hydrolase 6-like. Bases 103 to 1554 code for a protein of 483 amino acids. Gene Ontology annotation, biological process: protein deubiquitination; regulation of proteasomal protein catabolic process; proteasome-mediated ubiquitin-dependent protein catabolic process. Gene Ontology annotation, molecular function: cysteine-type deubiquitinase activity; protein binding; proteasome binding. Lineage: Eukaryota; Viridiplantae; Streptophyta; Magnoliopsida; Rosales; Rosaceae. The transcript has 18 exons. The record is from RefSeq and is a predicted model, not a curated record.
GGCACGUUUUGUCUUUCCUGUUCUCCAAGCUAUACUCUCUCUCUCUCUCUCUCUCCGAAAAUCCCAGAGCUUCGAUCUUUACACCGCCAGACCUCUCAGGCCAUGAUUACCGUGAGCGUAAAAUGGCAGAAGGAGCUUCUGAAAGAUGUGGAAAUCGACACGACUCAGCCCCCUUAUGUGUUUAAGUGCCAAUUAUACGACUUAACAGGGGUGCCUCCUGAAAGACAGAAGAUCAUGGUUAAAGGGGGCUUGUUGAAGGAUGAUGCAGAUUGGAUGACACUAGGAGUAAAACAGGGUCAAAAAUUGAUGAUGAUGGGGACAGCAGAUGAGAUUGUCAAUGCUCCAGAAAAGGGUACUGUUUUCGUAGAAGAUCUACCUGAAGAAGAACAAGCUAUCAACUUGGGUCACAGUGCUGGGCUAUUUAAUUUGGGAAACACCUGUUAUAUGAACUCCACCGUACAAUGUCUGCAUUCUGUUCCGGAGUUGAAGUCAGCUUUGAUCAACUACUCAGAUGCGGGAAGAAGCAAUGACGUGGAUCAAACUUCUCAUACAUUGACUGUUGCAACACGUGAUUUAUUCACUGAACUGGAUAAAAGUAUCAAGGCUGUGGCACCCAUGCAAUUUUGGAUGGUGCUGCGUAAAAAGUAUCCUCAAUUCGGUCAGCUCCAUAACAAUACCUUUAUGCAACAGGAUGCUGAAGAAUGCUGGACACAACUUUUAUACACCCUUUCUCAGUCUUUGAAAUUGUCUGGUUCAAGUGAAAAUCCAGAUACUGUGAAGGCCCUGUUUGGUGUUGACCUAUUUAGCAGGGUACACUGUGUAGAAAGUGGGGAAGAAAGCCCAGAAACAGAGUCAGUUCUUUCCCUUAAAUGCCACAUUUCUCAAGAGGUGAACCAUUUGCAUGAAGGGUUAAAACAUGGUUUGAAAUCGGAGUUGGAAAAAAAUUCUCCUUCUUUGGGGCGAAGUGCAGUCUAUGUGAAGGAGUCUCGUAUCGAUGGCUUGCCAAGGUAUUUGACCAUUCAGUUUGUCCGUUUUUUCUGGAAGAGGGAAUCAAAUCAGAAGGCCAAGAUUUUGCGGAAAGUGGAUUACCCUUUGCAAUUGGAUGUAUAUGAUCUGUGCUCAGAUGAUCUCAAAAAGAAAUUGGAAGUUCCCCGCCGGACUUUGAGGGAUGAGGAAGGUAAAAAACUUGGUUUGAAACCUAGUGAAAAUAGCUCUGGUUCAAAAGACAAUGAUAUCAAGAUGUCUGAUGCGGAGGGAGCCUCAAAUGGAAGUGGAGAAACCUCUAAUGCCAUGUCUGAUGAAGGUGUUCAACCAGAGAAGGAAACACAAAUGACUGGAGUUUAUGAUUUGGUUGCUGUGCUGACACACAAGGGUCGCAGUGCUGACUCGGGGCAUUAUGUUGCCUGGGUCAAGCAAGAAAGUGGGAAAUGGAUCGAGUUUGAUGAUGACAACCCCAUUCCACAGCGGGAGGAAGAUAUCACAAAACUCUCUGGUGGAGGUGAUUGGCAUAUGGCUUAUAUCUGCUUGUACAAGGCCCGGGUACUUCCUAUGUGAUAUUCCUUUAUCGAAAUCAACAUUAUAACCUCCUGCAUGUCUGCAUUUCAAAAGAAUUAGAUUCUACAAAAUUGUAAUUUUGCCAUUGAAGUUUAUCCUGCCUGGGUGCCAGCAAAAAAACUUGUCGUGAUUGUAGAUGUGAUAGCUCCAAAAGUGAAUCUUUGCUUUCAUUGAAGUCUGUCAAAUGUGUGUUAGAAAGAAAAUUUAUUGUUAUUAGAUGCUUUUAUUGAUCAGAAAGUGAAUUUCGGGAA